Molecule: messenger RNA, 415 nt
Organism: Ceratotherium simum simum (southern white rhinoceros)
Lineage: Eukaryota; Metazoa; Chordata; Mammalia; Perissodactyla; Rhinocerotidae
Gene: PDE6H
Product: phosphodiesterase 6H
Biological process (GO): visual perception; positive regulation of epidermal growth factor receptor signaling pathway; positive regulation of G protein-coupled receptor signaling pathway
Cellular component (GO): photoreceptor outer segment membrane
Molecular function (GO): 3',5'-cyclic-nucleotide phosphodiesterase activity; cGMP binding
Source: RefSeq, a predicted model, not a curated record
GAACCAUCAGCCACCCAAGGGCCACCAGAAUGAGUGACAGCACUACUUUGGCUCCUCCACCUUCAAACCAGGGUCCCACCACCCCACGCAAAGGGCCCCCCAAGUUCAAGCAGAGGCAGACUCGCCAAUUCAAGAGCAAACCUCCUAAGAAAGGUGUGAAAGGGUUUGGAGAUGACAUUCCAGGCAUGGAGGGGCUAGGAACAGAUAUCACGGUGAUUUGUCCCUGGGAAGCGUUCAGCCACCUGGAAUUGCAUGAGCUCGCUCAGUUUGGGAUCAUCUGAGGCACCAGAGGUUCUGCCACUCUCAACAGCAUCUAUGUUAACUCUGAUCACUUUUGCCCCAUUGAUCUGCCAGAGUCUUGAAAUUCAGCUGUUCGGAAGUGGUUUCUUUGGGUUACACAGUCAUUUCCUAUAAG